UCGCCGGCGGUAGUGGAGCACUCUCUCACGUUACUGGGAGGCGUCCUCCUGGCAUGUCGUCUGUGUACACAUUGAGCAAGGAUGAUGUGAACUACAGGAUGCAUUUCCGAAUGAUAAACGAGCAGCAGGUCGAGGAUAUCACCAUCGAGUUCUUCUACCGGCCGCACACGAUAACUCUGCUGACAUGCACGGUGCUCAGCUUGAUGUAUUUCGCGUUCGCGAGAGAUGAUGGAAACCCCAACAGUAAUCUCUGGGUGGGGCUCAUCCUGGUCAUCUCCUUCUUUCUUGUCAUCAGUGUUUUGGCAUUUCCCAACGGUCCCUUCACUAGACCACAUCCGGCAAUAUGGCGGAUGGUUUUUGGUCUGAGUGUCCUCUACUUCCUGUUCCUGGUGUUUAUCAUCUUCCUGAACUGGCAGCAAGUGAAGCAGCUCAUGUAUUGGCUGGACCCAAACCUGCGUUAUGCCAAGAGAGAGGCAGACAUCAUGGACUAUGCAGUGAACUGCCAUGUCAUCACCUGGGAGAGGAUCGUGAGCCAUUUUGACAUCUUUGCAUUUAGCCAUUUCUGGGGCUGGGGUAUGAAGGCCCUGCUGAUUCGAAGCUAUGGCCUCUGCUGGACCAUCAGCAUCACCUGGGAGCUUACUGAGCUGUUCUUCAUGCAUCUCCUGCCUAACUUUGCCGAGUGCUGGUGGGACCAGGUGAUUCUGGACAUCCUGCUGUGUAAUGGAGGCGGCAUCUGGCUUGGCAUGACUAUCUGCCAUUUUUUGGAGAUGAGGACCUACCACUGGGCCAGUAUUAUGGACAUCCACACCACCACGGGGAAGAUCAAGCGAGCCGCGUUGCAGUUCACCCCUGUGAGCUGGACCUACGUACGCUGGCUUGACCCAAAGUCUUCCCUCCAGCGAGUGAUGGGCGUCUAUCUGUUCAUGAUUAUCUGGCAGCUAACAGAGUUGAACACAUUCUUCCUCAAGCACAUCUUCGUCUUCCCUGCCAGCCAUGCUCUGAGCUGGUGUCGGAUCCUGUUCGUUGGCAUCAUCACAGCUCCAACAGUGAGGCAGUAUUAUGCGUACCUCACAGACACCCAGUGCAAGAGAGUUGGAACACAGUGCUGGGUAUUUGGGGCAAUCGCUUUUCUGGAGGCCUUGGCGUGUAUUAAGUUUGGACAGGACUUGUUCUCAAAGACCCAGAUCCUCUACGUGGUCCUCUGGCUGCUGUGUUUGGCCUUCAUUACAUUCCUGUGCCUGUUUGGAAUGGUGUUGUGUGCUGAGAACUAUGGUCCAGGAAGAACGAGCCUCUCAGAAUGUGAAGACAGUAAUUACCCUGAGUAUGCUGAACACGUGUCAGACGCAUAUAAAGUGUUUGACCCUCGUUUUUCAGAAGAGACGGAUGUGGACGAUGACGACGACGACGACGAGGAGGAAGAGGAGGCCAGACCUCCAACCCGGCGCAGAGGGAAGGGCUCAGGAAAGACCAACUCCGUGAACGGCGUGGACAGCCAGUAGGAUUUGGAGCAAGAGGCUGGUGUGUGUGACUCCUGAACUCACUCCAGGGAGCCAGGUGUGAAGGGUCAGGGGUGGAAAAAGGGGGUAAAGAUACAAUCACUUCCUGGUGUAAUUAAUGUCUAAAGCCCCUCCCCACAGCAGAGGGAGAGAAGACAGGAGAGGCAAAGUGGAUGGACAGGCCCAUGCAGUGGUUAUUAGGAGUGCACAGAGGCUUGGACUAGAGGUGCGUGCGUGUGCGUGUGUGUGUGUGUGUGUGUGUUAAAAACUGCCGAUUGUAGCUGAUAAACUAUAAUUUACAAUUAUUCUACGAUACAGUUUAUCAUUAAUGGUCAAUAUACACUUGACUGGUUCACACCAGCCUCAACUCGUAUGUUGGUUCAACACAUUUCAAUGUUGAAAGCCAUUCUCUAGACACGAUCACAUUAAUUGAAGCCUCUGUUUCCAGCACAGUAAGGCUGUGUGUUUAACUUGAAUGUGGGUGAGAUCUCAAUGCAAGACGGCUUUAGCUUGGCAGGAUCGUCGACUGAGGUUUGUGUUUGACCUGAAGCAAAGCACACAGUUUAAGCACUUUUCAGAAUGUUUUCUUGCAAAUACUGUACAUUUUGUACCGCUUGGGUAUUUUGUGAAUCAUUGUGACCUUGAGUGAUUUUACUCUCUCUGUCCAUCUGUGGCUGCUAUCUUUUUUGUUUUUUACUCCACUGAUAAUGGAGGGCGAUAAUUCAAAUUCCUGCAUGUGUUGUCUGGUUCUACCUGUGUGAGUGCAGGUGUGUUUUUGUUUUACUGUCGACCUUCUUGCUAUGGCAUAUAUUGCAUUUGCAUGGCCGUAUCAAAUCAAGGGUUUUAGUAGGAAAAUGUUAGAGUAGCCAAGAGAUCUCCGUAUGACACCACACACACCAGAGCGCUAGUAUUGUUAUUUUGAGGUCUUUCACUGUCAUCGGAACAUUUCAAUUCACCACUUGUGCCUGUUUGCAUGUUCCUUUUUUUAAAUUCUCAACUUCUGUUUGUAUUCCAACUAAAUGUUUGCUUUUUGUGUUUUGAUUCUUCUGCUCUAAAGUGCUUUCUUGAAUGUUUAUUUUCAUUUGCUCUGCCAGCAUCAAUUCAGUACAGAUAUAUCCCUCUUAAUCCUCGACAAUCCAGACGUUGCCCUCUGGAAUGGACCAGGCCCUGCUACAGUAGACACAAUCAAUGGUCCACUGUCUCUGGAUUAAGAUGUCAUUUGCCAAAAACUAUUCUGAUGAAAAAACGGCUGUUCUUUUUCACUGAGAUAUUGAAACAUAAUAAAAUGUUUUACAUUUACUCUUAAA
Molecule: messenger RNA, 2803 nt
Organism: Pseudoliparis swirei
Lineage: Eukaryota; Metazoa; Chordata; Actinopteri; Perciformes; Liparidae
Gene: ptdss1a
Product: phosphatidylserine synthase 1a
Exons: 13
Coding region: 54-1499 (481 amino acids)
Biological process (GO): phosphatidylserine biosynthetic process
Molecular function (GO): L-serine-phosphatidylethanolamine phosphatidyltransferase activity
Source: RefSeq, a predicted model, not a curated record